AUGAAGUUCCGCGAUGGCAUGUGGCUGACAGCCGAGGGGGUGAGAGUCGAGUACGCGGAGGAGGUAUACAACAUCAAAAAGACAGGCCGGGGCUUGAGCCUGCUAUGCCCCACCAAGAAGAUCAAGUCUCGCGGGGAUACUCUCAACCUGAGCACCUUGACAAUCGACGUUGAAGCCCAGAGCGACGGCAUCAUCUCCGUCGAGACCACCCACUGGGAUGGGGCCAUCAACAGAGGACCACACUUUGACCUGUAUCCCGGAGGCAAGCCCGAUGUCGAAUUACAGGUUGCCCAAGGGGACAAAGGCACGACCUUGACCUCGGGCUCACUGGCUGCUACCAUCAAGCCCGGGACGUUCGACAUCAGCUUCGAUGCGGCAGAUGGCUCCAAACAUCUCACCUCUCUCCUGAACAGGAGUGUUGGCCUGGCCUAUAACCCGGCUCCCAGCAACCCCUUACAGACCGGCGACAUGCGGGACUUUAAGCACUACCUCUUCACCCAGACGUCCCUAUCCGUGGGGGAGUCUGUCCACGGCCUCGGCGAGAGGUUUGGGGCCUUCAACAAGCUGGGCCAGUCCAUCACGCUGUGGAAUGCCGACGGCGGCACGUCCAGCGACCAGGCCUACAAGAACAUCUCCUUCUGGCUGAGCAACCGCGGGUAUGGCGUCUUCAUCGACCACUCGGGCAAGGUCGAGCUUGAGGUCGGCAGCGAGCGUUGUGCCCGCGUCCAGACGAGCGUCGAGGGCCAGAGGCUCAAGUGGUGCAUCAUCCACGGCAGGACGCCCAAGGAGGUCCUCCACCGGUAUUCCACACUGACGGGUCGCCCGGGCAGGGUCCCGUCGUGGAGCUUCGGGCUGUGGCUGAGCACGAGCUUCACGACCAACUACGACGAGGCGACGGUCAACUCGUUCCUCGAGGGCAUGAAGGAGCGCGACAUUACCGUCGACGUCUUCCACUACGACUGCUUCUGGAUGCCCGCCUUCAAGUGGACCGACUUCGUCUUCGACUCGGAGCGGUUCCCGGACCCCAAGGCCCAGAUCGGCCGGCUCAAGGCCUCGGGCCUGGUCAAGAAGGUGUGCGUGUGGAUCAACCCGUACAUCGCGCAGCACGGCGAGGCGUUCCGCGAGGGCGCCGAGAAGGGCUACUUCCUGCGGCGCAAGAACGGCGACAUCUGGCAGUGGGACCUAUGGCAGGCCGGCAUGGCCCUCGUCGACUUCACCAACCCGGCCGCCUGCGAGUGGUACGUCGGCUGCCUGAACAAGCUCUUCGACCAGGGCGUCGACGCCAUCAAGACCGACUUUGGCGAGCGCAUCCCCUCGCGCGACGUCGCGUGGCACGACGCCUCCGUGGACCCGGAGAAGAUGCACAACUUCUACGCCUUCCUGUACAACAAGGUCGUCUACGAGGCGCUGCAGGCGCGCUACGGCGCCGACCAGGCGGUGCUGUUCGCGCGCGCCGCCACCGCGGGGACGCAGCGAUUCCCUCUGCAGUGGGGCGGCGACUGCGAGUCGACGCCCGAGGCCAUGGCCGAGUCGGUGCGCGGUGGCCUGGGCCUGGGGCUGGGCGGGUUCGCCUUCUGGAGCGUCGACAUCGGCGGCUUCGAGGGCUACCCGCCCGCCUGGGUGUACAAGCGCUGGGUCGCCUUCGGCCUGCUGUGCAGCCACUCGCGCCUGCACGGAAGCAGCUCCUACCGCGUGCCGUGGACCAUCGACGGCGACGACAAGAGCGACGAGGGCUGCACGAGGACCCUCGCCAGAUGGACCGCCCUGAAGAACAGGCUGAUGCCGUACCUCUUCGCCCAGGCCGCCAAGGCCAUCGACGGCGGCCUGCCCCUGAGCCUGAGGGCCAUGUGUCUCGAGUUCCCUGACGACCCGACGUCUUGGUACCUUGACAGGCAGUUCAUGGUUGGCGAGAACUUGCUGGCGGCGCCCAUCUUUGACGAGAGCGGCGAGGUUGAAUUCUACCUACCCAAGGGCAAGUGGACGUCGUUUUUCACCAAUGAGGUGCGCACUGGGCCCGGUUGGUUCAGGGAGAAGCAUGGCUUUGGGACCUUGCCACUGUACGUCAGGGAGAACUCUAUCCUGCUGCUCGGCAAGCAGGGCGUGAGAGGUGCGGUCUACGACUACGCCGAGGACUUGGAGGUCUGCUUGUAUGGAGUCAGUGAGGGUACCAAGGCCACGCUGUUGGACAAUGAGGGCAAGGAGCUUGGUACGAUAGGAGUGGCGGCUGAUGGGAAGUUGCAGGGUGAGGAAAUCCUCAAGGGGAAACCGACUGUGAGCAAGGACGGGAGGCAAAUCGACGAGUCUGUGAGCAGGGGUAUCAAGCUACUCACAUAG
Messenger RNA from Diaporthe citri, 2334 nucleotides. RefSeq lists its product as uncharacterized. Bases 1 to 2334 code for a protein of 777 amino acids. The record is from RefSeq and is a predicted model, not a curated record. The transcript has 2 exons. Gene Ontology annotation, biological process: carbohydrate metabolic process. Gene Ontology annotation, molecular function: carbohydrate binding; hydrolase activity, hydrolyzing O-glycosyl compounds. NCBI's taxonomy places the organism in Eukaryota, Fungi, Ascomycota, Sordariomycetes, Diaporthales, Diaporthaceae.